AUGCACACAGCUGAGAGCAGCGGGCCUAACUCCAGCACAGUGCUGCACACAGGGGCGCUUAGCUGCUCCCACUGGGUCUGUUUCCCUUUCUACUCACCUCUGGAAUCUGGGAAAUUACCUCGAAGUUCCUCUUUUCCACUGGAGCCAGAAGAUGAAGCAUUUCUUGCCAUAGCUAAAGCCAUGGAGGAAAUGGUGGAAGAUAGUGUUGACUGUUACUGGAUCAUCCGAUGCUUUGUGAACCAAUUAAAUACCAAGUACCGGGAUUCUUUACCCCAGCUGCCAAAAGCUUUAGAACAAUACUUGAAUCUGGAAGAUAGCAGACUGCCGACUCAUCUGAAGAUGUGUUCUGCGGUGUCCAAACUUCCUUAUGAUCUCUGGUUCAAGAGGUGCUUUGCAGGAUGUUUGCCAGAAUCCAGUUUACAGAGGGUUUGGGAUAAAGUUGUGAGUGGAUCCUGUAAGAUCCUAGUUUUUGUAGCUGUUGAAAUUUUAUUAACCUUUAAAAUAAAAGUUAUGGCACUGAACAGUACAGAGAAGAACACAAAGUUUCUGGAAAAUAUUCCCCAGGACAGCUCGGACGCGAUCGUGAGCAAGGCCAUUGACUUGUGGCACAAACACUGUGGGACCCCGGUCCAUUCCAGCUGAAUGCAACCGCUGGUUGUGGACCGUCUUGAGCAUUUGUGUUCUUUGCAUGUGAUCUGGGAAACUGAUUGAGUAAUAGUUUUCUUGCUUUGGUGCUGAAAGUGAUUUUUUUUCCCCAAUAAAAUUAUUUAAUUGAAAAAA
Messenger RNA from Saimiri boliviensis boliviensis (Bolivian squirrel monkey), 780 nucleotides. The record is from RefSeq and is a predicted model, not a curated record. NCBI's taxonomy places the organism in Eukaryota, Metazoa, Chordata, Mammalia, Primates, Cebidae.